This is a messenger RNA of Dendronephthya gigantea, 974 nucleotides long. Its product is annotated as zinc finger protein 436-like. The record is from RefSeq and is a predicted model, not a curated record. Gene Ontology annotation, biological process: regulation of transcription by RNA polymerase II. Gene Ontology annotation, molecular function: RNA polymerase II cis-regulatory region sequence-specific DNA binding; DNA-binding transcription factor activity, RNA polymerase II-specific. Bases 210 to 974 code for a protein of 254 amino acids. NCBI's taxonomy places the organism in Eukaryota, Metazoa, Cnidaria, Anthozoa, Malacalcyonacea, Nephtheidae. The transcript is spliced from 2 exons.
UUCAAGCAGCCAGGAACUUGUAUUUUUAAUAAAAACGGUCAAAACUUAUUCUCUUGUCUCGAUUAUUUUCGUUUGACAAAAGUCAAGACAUCUGUACAUCAUUGUUAACACUUUGUGUAAAUACUGAGGGAUAUAACUCGUCCAAAAUCGAGUAUUCAGAAGUUAGGAUUCGACGUCGCUUAAAUUGGUCAGAGUGAGGCUGAGGCAAUAUGAGCAGCUUGAAUCCUGCAAGAAGAGAAAGAACACGCAAACUUCAUGAAUGUGAUGUUUGUAAGAAGAGAUUUUCACGUGGUAGUCAUUUGGUUAGUCAUCAAAGAACUCACACAGGAGAGAAACCUUAUAAAUGUGACGUUUGCAAGAAGAGAUUUUCACAUGGUGGUAAUUUGGUUAGUCAUCAAAGAACACACACUGGAAAGAAACCUUAUGAAUGCGAUGUUUGUAAGAAGAGAUUUUCACAGGGUAGUAAUUUGGUUAGACAUCAAAGAACACACACUGGAGAGAAACCUUAUGAAUGUGAUGUUUGUAAGACAAGAUUUUCACAGGGCAGUCAUUUGGUCAGUCAUCAAAAAACACACACUGGAGAGAAACCUUAUGAAUGUGAUGUUUGUAAGAAGAGAUUUUCACGUGGUAGUGAUUUGGUUAGUCAUCAAAGAAUACACACUGGAGAGAGACCUUAUGAAUGUGAUGUUUGUAAGAAGAGAUUUAAACAUGGUAAUCAUUUGGUUAGUCAUCAAAGAACACACACUGGAGAGAAACCUUAUGAAUGUGAUGUUUGUAAGAAAAGAUUUUCAAAGGGUAGUAAUUUAGUUAGUCAUCAAAGAACACACAUAAGAGAGAAAUCCUAUCAUCAAAAAAUGCACACUGGAGAGAAAGCUUAUGAAUGUGUUGUUUGUAAGAAGAGAUUUUCACAUGGUAGUAAUUUGUUUAGUCAUCAAAGAACACACACUGGAGAGAGACCGUAUGAAUGUGAUUAA